CUCUGUCCCUCACCCAACUGUGCAUUCCUGAUGGAGGAUGAAAGUGGAGUUUGUGGAUAUGCCUUGGGACUCACCGAUGACAAAUCUACUGCUUUCAAGGACCAGUAUCCGGGGUCUCUCCUGGGUGAUAAUCCAUCUGUGAUUACAGUGCAAAUACUCCCAAAAGUUUCUGACCUCAGUGUUGCAAAACGCUUGAUAGAGUGCCUUCUUUCAGCAUUGAGAACAAUAGGUUGUAAAGUAUUUAUCUGUGAACUGAGAGCGCGAGAGAAGAGGAUGUUGGAUUUCCUAACCCGAAUGGGCUCUUUCAGAAGAGUGACAAUGGAAGGCCUUCCAGAUGAUCUAAUAAUCAUGAGAUCAGCAGAACAAAUGUGAACAGCAAAACAUGUUGUUGGGGUGGGGUGCUAGAAAUAAGAAUUCAGAUGAUUUCGCUGAUUAAAAAAAUGACAAUAUGACUGGUAAGUCUUAUAACGACUUAUGCAAAUCCCAGGUACA
Sardina pilchardus (European sardine) is the source of this 492-nucleotide messenger RNA. RefSeq names its product protein O-GlcNAcase-like. The record is from RefSeq and is a predicted model, not a curated record. Lineage: Eukaryota; Metazoa; Chordata; Actinopteri; Clupeiformes; Clupeidae. Gene Ontology annotation, molecular function: beta-N-acetylglucosaminidase activity. The coding region runs from base 31 to 372 and encodes 113 amino acids. The transcript has 3 exons. Gene Ontology annotation, biological process: glycoprotein metabolic process.